Didymodactylos carnosus is the source of this 1800-nucleotide messenger RNA. The record is from the annotation of a GenBank genome assembly. Lineage: Eukaryota; Metazoa; Rotifera; Eurotatoria; Philodinida; Philodinidae.
CCCAAAAAUUUAAAAGAAAUUGCGAAACAUGGUCAAAAUCAUAAAAUACUUGAUGGAUUAGUCUAAUUUUGGUCAAAUUUUCAGUUUUUGGCUAAAAACUGAUGCAAAAGUAAUUAUUUUAAAACUCCUUUGGCAUGUUCUGGAUAGAUGAACAAUUCUACACAUGCCUGAGUGUUUUUCAAGGUUCCAAACGUCACUUGAACGCCAGCUGAUAGCUCGAAACUGAAAGAAGUAAAAAAUACCUGUUUUCAAAAAUCAUUGAUUUUUCAUCCUCGUUGACGUUUUUAAGUAUAAUUAAGGAAAUAUUUGGGAUCAGCGUCGAAUUCUGAGUCUAUUGAUGUGUCUCUCAUUCAUUUUUGAAGGAAAUUCUAUUUUCAGUGUUCCUGCGGUCCCCCUCAGCUCUCAAAAUGUUCGAAAAAAUUGAAAGUGGCUUUAGGAAAAACUGAAUCGGCCAUUUUGUUCAGUUUUCGACGCUGAUUACAGUCAUGCAGUUUUUCCUCGAAAAUUCUUUACGAUGAAAAAUCCACGUAUCCAGACUUAUCCUAUUAAUUACUAUUAACGAAGUCUAUUAGUUCGUACUUUGCUCUUGAGAUGUGUGGCGGGCAAAACUGGCAGUCGGCUUCGAAGGGAACAGGGAAUAUUUUCGAAGGGGAUAUUUUUUACUGAAAUAUUAAAAAUAAUUUGUUGACCCUGCGUAAAUGUUAUUCAUUUCUCUUUUUCUGAUUAUUUUAGAACGUUCAAUAUCUGUCGAAGCAGUGGAUGGAAUAACGAAAAAACGUCAAAGACUAAUGGAUAAAACUAAUGCCUUGAUCAAUCCAGUUAUGAAUGGUCUAAAUUCACUACCAGAACAAGAAGCAGAAGAUUUACACAGUGGGGAUCAAGAAGAAGGGCGAAUAUCAGAUGAAAACGUACACGACCAAGAAGAUGAAGAAAAUCUACAAGACGAAGACUCAACCAUCUUACUAAAUAAGACAACGACAGCAGCGUCGAUCGAUCAGCAACGUCGAUCGAAACGUCAGUCGUCUGAAAGUGGCGGAUCAAGUAGUGCCAAUUUAGAAUCAUCUGAUAACGAUCAACAGCAAUCUAAAUCUCUAGCAGCACGUCCAUCAUCAGCUUUUCAUCGAAAUCGUUUAAGUCGUUCACCAAAAACUAAUAAAACAAAUGCAAGGCAACAUAAUCAAGUAGAUAAAUAUGAUAAAUCAACAAAAGCGAUAUUAAAUCAAUUAAAACGCGUUCGAAAAACUGUUAAUUUACUGGUAUGCUUUAAUCUAAUCCACUUUUUCGUAGAAUUUUUCUAUACAUUGUAAGACAACUUACAAGAGGCAGAGAAGCAGUGAUGCUUUCAAAUAGAUUAGUCAAAAAUUUACUAGAUAAUUAUGUUUAACAGACUGAAGAGCGGAAAAGGCGACUAUGACUUUCAUUGUAAUUUUUGACCCCAGAACGGGAUAUAUGCAAGUUGUAGAGGAAGACUUCCUCUAUCUAGUGGUGUACAUAUUAUCAAAUUCUGUUGCGUACCGUGAGAGAAAAUUAAAGGUAACCCCUCUUUUUUUAGACUUUUUUAGAAAUAUUUUUUCUUUUUGAGUUAAAUAUUGUGCAUUAUAGAGUAAAGUGUCCUCUACAAAACAAGAUCACUUCCAGCUCUCCAAGGCCUUUCGUUGGAGAGAUACGAAUUUUUUAAAGUUUGUUACUUUAGUUUGAAAAAACCCUAGUUUUUUACUUUCGAAACUUUUUUCUCUUUCGUUCAGUACUUGAUAAACUUUUGAAACAGUCACUCUGGUAGAGUAAAGACUUCUUCAUAAA